CUGGUGGACCUCCCCUGGGCAUCUCAGGCAGCCGCCGAGCCCUCUCCGACCCCCUUGCCUCUACCCACCGUGGGACCUGUGGCCCCAGUGGGGGCCGAGCCAUUUAGGAGUCCUUGCCUGAGGAAAUCCGGUCCAGGAAUACAGAAGAGGAGGGAGCCAGUUGCAUUGCGCUGAAGGAAAGUAGCGCAGCGCUGAAGCUUUCAUCUGCUGGAGAAGUGCAGACACCCUGCCCUGGGGGACCUUGCAAGAAGACCGCGUGCAGACAGGCUUUCUGCCAGGCCCCGGGGUUGUGCUUUCAUGCUCCAGCAGCCACCCCCUUCUAGCGUAUGCAAGUGGGUUUGGAGGUUGCUAUGUUAAUGCUGCUUAUUCUUGGAGUAUUGCUUCAUGGUGUUUCACUGAGUGGCCAAGAGGAGGCUUCUCCCAAGGCUGAUGGCAUUCCAGGCGAACCUCUGUUUAACUACGCCAGCAUUCGCUUGCCACAGGAACACAUUCCCUUCUUUUUGCACAAUAAUAGGCACGUUGCCACGGUCUGUAAGAAAGACUCCCAUUGUCCUUAUAAGAAACACUUAGAGAAUCUAAAGUUCUGCUGGGGUUAUGAGAAAUCCUGCAAACCAGAGUUCAGGUUUGGCUACCCUCUUUGUACCUACGUCGACAUGGGAUGGACAGAUACCCUUGAAUCAGCCCAGGACAUAUUCUGGAAACAAGCUGACUUUGGAUAUGCCGGAGAGCGACUGGAAGAACUUCACGUGCUCUGCCAGCCUGAGGAAACGAAUGACUCAAGUCUGGUAUGUUCCCGUUAUCUUCAGUACUGCAGAGCAACCAAUCUCUAUCUUGAUUUAAGAAACAUCAAGAGAGACCAUGACAGAUUUAAGGAAGAUUUUUUCCAGAGUGGCGAAAUUGGAGGACACUGCACACUUGACAUUCAUACAUUGAUGUCUCAAGGUCAGCGCAAAAGCCCUCUGCAGUCCUGGUUUGCUGAGCUACAAAGCUAUACUCAGCUCGCCUUCAGACCCAUAGAAGCUGCUGAAUGUGACGUUGUUAUUGAAAAACCAACCUACUUCAUGAAACUGGAUGCAGGUGUUAACAUGUAUCACCACUUCUGUGAUUUUAUCAAUCUUUAUAUUACUCAGCACGUUAAUAAUUCAUUCAGUACAGAUGUGUACAUCGUGAUGUGGGACACCAGCUCCUAUGGGUAUGGUGACCUAUUCUCUGACACAUGGAGAGCAUUUACGGAUUAUGAUGUUAUACAUUUGAAAACUUAUGAUUCCAAAAGGGUGUGUUUUAAAGAAGCUAUUUUUUCCCUACUCCCCCGGAUGCGAUACGGGCUGUUCUAUAAUACCCCUUUGAUAUCUGGCUGUCAGAACACGGGAUUAUUCAGGGCAUUUUCCCAGCAUGUGCUGCACAGACUGAACAUCACACAAGAGGGCCCCAAGGAUGGAAGAAUCCGAGUCACCAUUCUUGCACGGAGUACAGAGUACCGGAAAAUUCUAAACCAAAACGAGCUGGUAAAUGCACUGAAAACAGUAUCUACACUUGAGGUUCGGAUUGUCGAUUACAAGUAUAAGGAACUUGGGUUUUUAGAUCAGCUGAGGAUCAGUCAUAACACGGACAUAUUUAUUGGAAUGCAUGGAGCUGGUCUUACCCAUUUACUCUUCCUUCCAGACUGGGCUGCUGUCUUUGAACUGUACAACUGUGGAGAUGAGCGCUGCUACUUAGACCUGGCCAGGCUGAGAGGGAUCCAUUACAUCACUUGGCGAAGGCAGAAUAAAGUCUUUCCUCAGGAUAAGGGCCACCACCCGACUCUGGGGGAACAUCCAAAGUUUACCAACUACUCUUUCGAUGUAGAAGAAUUCAUGUACCUUGUCCUUCAGGCGGCAGACCACGUAUUACAACACCCGAAAUGGCCGUUUAGGAAAAAACGUGAUGAGCUAUAA
Molecule: messenger RNA, 1934 nt
Organism: Puma concolor (puma)
Lineage: Eukaryota; Metazoa; Chordata; Mammalia; Carnivora; Felidae
Gene: EOGT
Product: EGF domain specific O-linked N-acetylglucosamine transferase
Cellular component (GO): endoplasmic reticulum lumen
Molecular function (GO): protein O-acetylglucosaminyltransferase activity
Source: RefSeq, a predicted model, not a curated record